Messenger RNA from Aphanomyces invadans, 3691 nucleotides. RefSeq lists its product as hypothetical. The record is from RefSeq and is a predicted model, not a curated record. Lineage: Eukaryota; Oomycota; Saprolegniomycetes; Saprolegniales; Verrucalvaceae. Bases 161 to 3532 code for a protein of 1123 amino acids. The transcript has 4 exons.
GAUUCUUUGGGCAUGUGCCGGUGAACGUUUUUUCCAUUCAUCAACAACGGCGGUGCGGCGUCGGCGGCAUUCGUUCCGGCUUCGUCCCUCCGUGUGUCCGCCGUCACAACGACCUCGUCGCUGUCAUCUGUGUGUCUCGUUAGGUCGUCUCCCAUCCAUCAUGGCUGCACCUGCCAAGUUGCGGAAGUUUAACAUGGGCAUCAUCGUGCUCGUGUUGGCACUGCUCUUGACCAUGGUGGUGGCAUUCGUCUUCCUCGCGUUCUUCUCGUUCGCGCCCGUGCUGUGUGCGUGCUGCGUCGGCAUCCUGUACGUGAUUGGACUCUAUCUGGGCUUUGAAUCGAAGGCCUGGCACCACGCACAGGAGUUUGAGAACCGAUUUUGGACCGUCAUGGCGUUCCUGUUCAGCACGGCACUGUUCUACAGCAAGGACUCGCCGUUUGCGAUCGGGCGGUACAGCACGUCGUUGGGAUGCGUCCUCGUCAUUGCAUUCACCCUCGCUGUCCAGUUCUUGGACCGGCACAUCCAUCGCGAACAACUUGCGAACCAAGGACGAAUAACACGUUCCCAGCUGCCACUCGCGACCAAGGACAUCAACCUGGCGCACACCAAAACGAGCAUCAUUGCCCAGUGCGUGGCGUCCGUCGACCCUAUUUAUCUCCCAUCGACCAUCAACUUGAUUGUGAACGGCGAUGCAGUCAAAGGACAGGAGCAACGCGUGCUAGACAUUCUCAUGAAAGCCGAGAAGACCGAAUUAAAUUAUAUCUUGGGGCACAUUCAACUGGCGCUCCUGUUUUACAAGGUGAAGGACCCGUGCCGGACCCACAUCUGCCAACUCUUGUGCGAAACCCGCGUGAUGGAGCUUACGGUCAACUCGCGCGCGAUCGUGCUGGAUGCGCUGAUGCUGAUGAAGCUCUCCGCCCACGCAAAGGGCGAAUUAUGGGCCAAGAACAUUCUCCUCCGCACCACGGGCGACGACUUGUCCAUCCUCAAAUCCACGACCGACUCGAAAGGCACGAUCCACACGAUGCAUCAACUGGUCUACCAUGACAUCCGUAGCGACUCCGUCCGAACGGCGGUGCUGAACCACAUUCAGCGGCAAGCCCGCUUUCAGCUCGCACACAUGCAGAUCAGCACCAAGAACAUUGGCGGGAAGCGCAAGCAGCUAGAGUGGCGCAAGGUGCUGAGCGAUGUAGACGAUACGCUCGAGUCGUCCGGGGGCAUGUGGCCUGCGGGCGUCGAUCGAUCGUACCCUCGCCACACAGUGUACCCCGGCGUCCUGGCAUUCUAUCGCGAGCUCGACCUAGGUCCGAACGCUCCGUCGUCGACGUGGGAGCCAGGUCGGCUGGGCAACCUCACGUUCAUUUCGGCCCGGCCGCACGUGUACAAGGACUUGUCGGAGAAGAAGUCGAUUAAGAAAUUUGACCGGCUGCACUCGACGCGGGGCUUGCACUGCUUGCCGUCGAUGCUGGCCGGCAGCGUUGCAAGCGGCACGGCGUUCGUCGUGAAGGGCGACUUGGAGCCGAUGGCGCUCAAGAAAUUUGAAAACUUUCGCGAGUACUAUGCCAUCUACCCCGAGUACAAGCACAUUUUCAUCGGGGACAAUGGCCAAGGCGACGUCCGUGCCGCCCAGCUCAUCGCCGACACGUACGGCCCGUCGGUCCUGGAAGCAGGGUACUUUCAUUUGGUCCAGCCGCUCGAGUCGACCCACGGAUUCGUCGACAAGGACACGUAUAAGCGCCAGAACAUCUUCUUCUUUGAGACGUACGUUGGGGCGGCGGUCCGCGCCUACCGCAUGCACCAGAUAUCCAAGCGCGGGCUCCACCAGGUCGCGGAAGAGGCGUCGGCGACGUUCUUGGCCAUGCAAUGGAAGCCCCACGACGCCGACCGCCGCGAACUCAAUCGGAUCAAGUUAAAUGCAGACUUUGCGCUCGCCAACGAGAUCCUCCAGGAACAGUCGGUGCCACUCAUCGGGAAACCACAAAAGUACGAUGUUGGAACGUGCAUGGAGACGCCGUUUGGCAACGGCAUGCUCGUCGCGUACAACGCGGUCACGGGCAUUUACUCGGUCGACUUGAUCGAGUGGUGGAGUCGGUCCGGCCACACCAAAGUGUACCUCCCCGAAGACAGUCUCUCCAACGCGAAGCGCCCGCUCAACGAUUUCUCGCUGGCGACGGUCGCGAUAUCGAUCCAGCACUCGCACAACCCCGCAUCGUACGUCCGCACAAGCAUGGUGUCGAGCAUGGACCCACUCCUGCUGUCGCAAGGGGUUGUGCCGCUGCGGACGGCCGUGUCGACGCCGUUUGGCCCUGGUGUUGUGCUUGCCUACCGUCCCGACCACAUCUACGUCAUUCAGCUUUCCACGUUGAAUAGAAAAGCGCAUUGCCAGCGCGACCAUGUCCGAGCCCUCGUGGUGCCGCAGGACAACACGCCGUCUCCAUCGAGUUCCAGCCGCAGUUUCGUCCGGUCGUCGAUUGGGUACAUUGCCAAGAAACUCAAGGUCGGGUUCAUGACGUCGCCGUCGCAAGGUCCGACGCUGUCGUCACCGGUGCUCGGCAUCGACUCGCCGGAACUGAUGGCGCUUGAAGCGACGACCGCACCGUUUCCAACACAUUCGCGCGUGCUUACGCCGUUUGGUGUUGCUGUGGUUGUGGCGUUCAAAGCUCCCGUGUACGAGGUGCACUUGGUCGACACGGCGCUGGCCUCUGCCAAAGUGGCAGUGCAGCAAGCCCACGUGUCCCUGCUCUCGACGCCGCACCCGGACCACCAUCCGUUGCCAGUGCAAUCGUUGGUCGUGGCUGCGCCGUUUGGGUACGGUCGUGUGCGCCGCUUCCGGUCCAAAGACUCGAUCUACGAAGUCGAGUUUGUCCAGAACCGGCAUGGGAUGGUCGGAUUCAUCCAUGCCUCGAAAGUCGCCCCCGUGCAGCAGCCGACCCCGCGCCGGUGGAAUGUUCAAACCAGAGUCCAAACGCCAUUUGGACCUGGCGUAGUCGCGGUCGAGACAAACGAGCGCGGCGUUGUGGGGGUCACACUGUCGGCGGCAAGUUUACACCAGUCCAAGGUAUUUGUCCAGGCGGAUGCGCUUGUCGAGGAACUCGAGGUCAAGCCGAGUUUGGGGCUGCUUUCACGGCUGCGGCGGUCGACCAUGUGGUUUGAAUCGAAGCCCCACGACGCGGCCACAGCCAUGUUGCCGGUGAACCCACCGGCGGUCCACCCAAAGCUUGGCAAGCCCGUGAGAACAUUGUGGGGCCCGGGGAUCCUCACCGCCGUUCGACCCACGGACAACGUCCACAUCGUGAUGUUCAAAACGGGCAUGCAAGCGUUCCUGGUAGCGGGAAGCGUCGGCGAAGUCGUGCAAGCUGCCAUGGGCGAGGUCGUCAAGACUCCGUACGGCAAGGGGGUUGUCCUGACGUACCACCCGACUCGAACGGGCGUGUUCAUUGUGCAGUUUUCGUUUGGCAUCGGAUACAUCCAAGCUCGAGACUUGGAGCGACUCCCAGACCGCGACCCCCCCGCGUCGUGUGCUAUCAUGUAAUACAUGCCUUGACCCCGCACGUGCCCAGCACACAUGCCAGGUCGAAGGGGGCGCCGGUGGUGACCCCAUUGAAUGGUCGAAUGCGCAUGCAUGAUCCAGUGCCAUUGUCGCCUCGGCCUCUACGUGUGGGGGUAAAGCAACCACGACGACUUUGAGAUG